This is a messenger RNA of Pseudomyrmex gracilis, 1527 nucleotides long. RefSeq names its product DNA-binding protein Ets97D (gene Ets97D). Lineage: Eukaryota; Metazoa; Arthropoda; Insecta; Hymenoptera; Formicidae. Gene Ontology annotation, cellular component: nucleus. The coding region runs from base 176 to 1462 and encodes 428 amino acids. Gene Ontology annotation, biological process: regulation of transcription by RNA polymerase II; cell differentiation. The record is from RefSeq and is a predicted model, not a curated record. The transcript is spliced from 6 exons. Gene Ontology annotation, molecular function: sequence-specific DNA binding; DNA-binding transcription factor activity, RNA polymerase II-specific.
UUACGGUGUUUCAAAAUUCAUCGAAAAAACAAGACUCAGCGUUUGCGUUCACACACACGGACAAUACAAGAAGCGAUUGAAAGAACAAAGCGUGCUGGCCAGAACAGUUAUUUCGUUGAAAAUUACACAAGAAUAUCGAAUUAGAGAUCGUAAGUUGCCUGCGUAUUUAAUUAACAUGGAUCUGGAAAAUAAACGGAAAAGUUCCGAGAGGAGCUUUGAUCCCGACUCCGAUUAUGCUGUAAUAAGGCGCAUAAAGAUGGAACCAGAGACAAUCUUUUCGUCCUCGGACGACGAUAUUAUGGCGCAAUUGCAACACGACGGAUCCGAUUUGGAGGAACCCCAUUUUGCGCUUGAAGAAGCAACGAACGGCGAUUAUUGCAACGACGGAAUAUUGAUGCAGCACAUGGACAUAAGAGAACCAUUAUCAAAUCUGAGAGCACUUCUGGAGGAGAGGCUCUCUAUAGAUUUAAAGAACUAUGAAUUUUGGCUCCAAAAUGCACAAAUGCUGGAGUGUCAUAAAAACUUGGUUGACCAAUGUAUCCAAGGAGAGGGAUUGGUUCAGAUCAAUGUUCAAGUAAAACCUAUGCUAAAACGCAUUAAUAUAGUAGAUGUUCUUAAGCCAGCAGAAGAUUUUGUUGAAGUUGUGGAAAAUAAUUCACCAGUGCCUAGCAGUCCAGAAAACAAACGAACUGUCAUGAGAUGGAUUGUAGAUGAAAUGUAUAAGAAGGAACAGGAACGAUUGAAAAUACCACUUGAUCCAAAAGAAUGGUCAGAAGCUCAUGUCAAGCAUUGGGUACAGUGGGCUGUAAGGCAAUUCAACUUGAUGUCGUUGCGGCUAGCUGAUUGGAACAUAACUGGUGCGCAGCUGUGUGAUCUUACCUUAAUUGAAUUUCAAAAGAAAGUGCCUCUUGAUCCGGGUGAUGUGUUUUGGACACAUUUUGAGCUUCUUAGAAAAUGUAAAUUUGUCGCUGUGAUACAAAAAGACGCUCCUGAAUCGCCCGAUGAAGACGCUACGGAGAAACCCAUUAAAAUGCGAAAUCAAAAAGCAGCAAAGCCAAAGACCGUGGUAAAUCACGUGUCUCGAAUAACGUUGCCCGAAAAUGUCGACUCACCUUACAGUCGUAGUAGCAACGGCGGCCAAAUACAACUUUGGCAAUUUUUAUUAGAAUUAUUAACGGACAAAGAAUAUGUAAGUGCGAUUCAAUGGGUGGGAGACGAAGGAGAAUUCAAACUCAACCAACCAGAAGCGGUGGCGCAAUUGUGGGGAAUGCGCAAAAACAAACCAUCAAUGAAUUACGAGAAGCUGAGCAGAGCUUUACGAUAUUAUUACGACGGUGAUAUGAUCUCCAAAGUUCAGGGCAAGCGGUUUGUUUAUAAGUUUGUUUGCGAUCUGAAGCAAUUGCUUGGUUACUCGGCUGCGGAACUGAGUAGACUUGUUGACGAAGGCAGACGGUAUUUCUGAUGAAAUAACACGUUCUUAGAGACACAGUUACUAGUACAGUUAAUAAUAAUUUUCAUUGUAAAAUA